Caenorhabditis elegans is the source of this 552-nucleotide messenger RNA. RefSeq names its product DUF2700 domain-containing protein (gene M04D8.7). NCBI's taxonomy places the organism in Eukaryota, Metazoa, Nematoda, Chromadorea, Rhabditida, Rhabditidae. Bases 6 to 518 code for a protein of 170 amino acids. The transcript has 3 exons. The record is from RefSeq and is marked reviewed.
CCGUCAUGAAAAUUGGGUGCCUACCAAUUCGUCCAGUGAUUUAUGCUCUCGCAUCGGCCGGAAUCCUUCGUUCAGGAGCUCAAUUUUACUAUGGCCCUCACGGCAUUUUCCUGUCUCUGAUUCCAAUUGCCUACCUAUUCUUCAAUGGUUUCUUGAUUUUCGCCGUUGCCAAGCGAGACGUUAAACACCUCAAAUGGGCUCAAAGACUCACUAUGACUGCAACAAUUCUAUCAGUGAUCCCAUUUCUACUGUUCCCAGUCGUGUCUGCCAGCUUCUUUGCAUCGGGAGAAAUAGAAGCAAUAGAAAAGAACGGAACUCAUUUUCGUCCUGAACAUUACGGAAAUAUGACUUCCCCAGACUUUCGCUUUGUUUUCGGGGUCGUCGCCGGGUUCUGUGUUGAAAUUGGAGCCGCGUUCUUUAUUGCGGUUGAGCUCUUCAAGUACAUUCUUGUGAGCAGAAUCUGGCUAUCCGAAGUCAACUGGACCCUAAUGCACACCGGGGGUUUCCAGGCUCCAUAAAUCAUUGAUUUGAAAGGAAUAAACUAUUGUUAAC